Chondrus crispus (carragheen) is the source of this 2443-nucleotide messenger RNA. RefSeq lists its product as hypothetical. The record is from RefSeq and is a predicted model, not a curated record. Gene Ontology annotation, molecular function: RNA binding. Gene Ontology annotation, biological process: cytoplasmic stress granule assembly. Bases 1 to 2361 code for a protein of 786 amino acids. Lineage: Eukaryota; Rhodophyta; Florideophyceae; Gigartinales; Gigartinaceae. The transcript is spliced from 2 exons. Gene Ontology annotation, cellular component: cytoplasmic stress granule.
AUGGCUAACCGCAAGUCCUGGCGCCGCGCCGCCGGUCCCCCCUCGAACCGCGGUCCCUCCCGUCCGGCCAACAAGUCCGCCUCCCCCUUUGCGGGCAUUUCCUCCGCCACCCUUUCCUCUGUGCUUCACCUCCUGCUGGCCAAGGACGUCAACCUCACCACCGUCGACGGGGCCGUCCACAAGGGUCUCUUCGCGGCCACCGAGCACGCCCCCGACGGUCUACGCAUUGUCCUCAACUACGCCCGCUCCCGCCCGCCGAAGGAGGGCAAACCGCUGGGCACCUUCGUCGAGAAGAGAGGCGACGUGGCCAGGAAGUUCAGUGUCUGUGUCAAGCACGUUGUCUCUGUCACCGCCGCUAGCCCCAUGAACGUCAUUAAAAUGGCCCCCGUGCCGGCCUCCAGGAAAGCAGGGUUUGCAAUUGACGGUGACAUUACCAAGGGCAACACCGGCGCGGGUCGCCAGCUCGAGCCGUUCAAUGACUUUACGGAGUUAGUCGGCGGUGUAGGGGGCCGCCCCGCCACGCUGGAUGAGCACACUUUUGGCGACCUCGCCAACGGUCGUCCUGGAAAGAAAUGGGACCAAUUCCAGGUCAACGAGGAUAAGUUUGGCGUCACCACUUCGUUUGACGAGCACCAGUACACUACCAAGAUAGACACGCGCGAUGCAAGGUUUGCAGAGCGCGAAAAAGAGGCCGCCAAGCUCGCUUUGGAGAUUGAGGGCAAGCAGGCGGACAAUGUGCACCUGAGGAUCGAGAGGAACCAGGGAAUUGAUGCCGAUUUCGACGAGGAGACUUUGCACAGCGGCGUCGAUAGGGCGGCCAUGAAGGAACCCCCGAAGCCGGCCGGGAAGCCUGCGGCAAAGGGUAAGGCUACGCCCGUCGAACGCCCCAGGCUCUCGUAUGCCGCUGCCGCCGCGGGCUCGGUCAAGGCCCAGGUGCCCCAGACAGUGAACAAGCCUGCGCCGCCUGUCGGGAAACCGGCCCACAGAUCAUCGAGCACCUCCUCUCGCUCGACAGGACCCUCGGCCCCCGCUACCACUCCUUCUGCCGACACCAAGGAGCGCGACCCUGUCAUGGAGAAGAAACCCAAAUCUAAUUCAAUGCGCUCAAGCAGAGAUAACCUUCCCCAACUUGCAAAAGUACGAGCGCAAACAAUCACAGGAAGAAACUCUCCAAGUCAGUCUCGUAACUCCCCUCUUCCGACUCCGGCCGCCGCCGAAACUACGGCGGUGGCAGUUUUAAAUCUGGACGCUCAAACACCAAACCUCGGGCCCGAACACAUUAAGAGCUUUGAGAAAUACAAAACCAACCGCGAAAUUCGUUCCAUUGCUGAAAACCGGGAGAAGAUCACAGAUGAUUUUAAGAAGUUUCGAACGCAGUUCGAUUCAAGGAAUGGACAACUCCGGCGGUCAAGCAGCAACGCCAACAGUUCUGGCAACACCAAUAUCGGUACAACAGCUGAGAAGAAAGCAGUUGAACCCACUCCCAAAGCCGAUCCAAAAGCCUCCGGGGACAGAAGCACCCAAACGAAAGCAGAAGAGGUCAAGGCGCCGCAACCAACCUCCUCCAAAGCGACCGAGGCAACUCUGAAACCAAAAACAAAACUGAAGAGCAAGCUGGACCCCAACGCUGCAGAGUUCAAGCUGAACCCCGACGCCCAACCUUUCGAACCAGCCGUGCAGAAGCAGCAGGUCCCCGUGAAUCCAGUGCCGUAUCCCAUGUCACCUUAUCCGGGGGGCCAGGUGCCUCAAGAGUACGUGCAAAAUGUGCAGCCAGGACAUCAAGGCUAUCCGGUGCCUAUGCAAGCUAUGGGACAAAUACCUUAUGGACAAUCUUAUGGGAUGAUGGUACCCGCUGGGGCCGUUCCAGCAGGAAUCCCUGCAGGGAAUUCGGCAUAUCAAUUUAUGCAGGCGCCUCCAGGAGCCUUCGCCGGGCAGCAGGUGCCAAGUCGAUUCGCACCCAGCGGAGGAAUGCCAGUCUCGUAUGGAUACCCUCAGAUGAAUCCCAAUAUGCCAAUGGUUGUGGGUCAGGGUCCGCAGGGAAUACCAGCCGGGCCUUACCCGUAUUACGCACCAGGACCAUAUCCAGGCGGUCAAGUUCCCGGCGGACCGCAAAUGUCACAGCCCCCGCAGCAUAUGUAUAGUUCCAACCAACAUGGAGUAGCACAAAUGCAGGGUGGGCCAAUGUAUCAAGGAGGGCGCGGAGGGCAGGGACAUCGAAGGGGAGGUUUUGGUCGCAAGGGAGGCAAGCAUCACGGGCAGCAUUCUCAUAAUGCAGCUGCCAACGCAGCGGUAAACAGUUCAGAAAAAGUUAUGGGGCGACCGUUGGAGAACGGUAUGGCGAAUGAUGCGAGCCAACGGUAGGACGUGGCACGGUUUUGAAAAAUAGGCAGAGUCAAAAGAGAAACGGUAGGAGAGAGAGGUAAACGAAAAGCAGAACCGAAAA